Messenger RNA from Aspergillus alliaceus, 1342 nucleotides. RefSeq lists its product as uncharacterized. The record is from RefSeq and is a predicted model, not a curated record. NCBI's taxonomy places the organism in Eukaryota, Fungi, Ascomycota, Eurotiomycetes, Eurotiales, Aspergillaceae. Bases 144 to 1148 code for a protein of 334 amino acids. The transcript has a single exon.
UGUUACCUGACCCUUUAAAACAAGAACAUAUACUCAGUUGUGUUACACUACUCCAUCCACACCCUCAAACGCCAAAAGCAUCCAUCCGCUCCCAUCUAUACAACCAUCACGUUCACAUACCAAUGCGGAAACCCUAACCAACAAUGGUACUCCUAACGUCCUCUACGGUCUCAGUCAUUCUCUCUUCGGGCGUGAUCUGCAUAUUCACCCUUCUCCUAUUCCUCUCCGGCUACGUCCUCCAGCAACAAUCCGUCCGCAGCAUUCAACACGCCAUCAAACCCCUUCACCCCCCAGACCCCAUCGCCAACCUCCCACCACACCAAGAUAGCACGAAACGAAACCACAUUCUCCCCGACCAGCACGGCCCAAGAGGCAACUACGCUUACCUCCAGCUCCUUUCCACACCCGACCCCUCCAACAUCUGCUCCGCAAUCCUCUUCUUCAAAACUCUCUCCACAAACCACACAGCAAUCCAAGACCGCCUCUUCAUGUACCCCCAAGAAUGGGACCAAAUCGCCCACGACCAUACCAACCCCAUCUCAAAAGCCCUCUCGCUCCUCCGCACCGCAAGCCUAAAAUAUGGCAUCUGGCUUCUCCCCAUCGACAUGACGGCCGCCACAUCCGCCGGCUAUGCACCCACAGACACGAAACUGCUCCGCUUAGGCCAGAUCCAGUUCAUGCAGUAUGACUCCGUGCUCUACGUCCAGACGCCCGGGCUCCUACUCGACACGGAGAAAUUAGACGCCAUGCUCCUCUCCCGGCCGUUACCAGGCAGACAUGAUAAGACUAGACCCGAGUCGUAUAAUAACGAGGCUUGGAUUCCGAUGCCUCUCAGGCCGGAUCGAGAUCUGGCGCUCCCGCCUGUGUACCUCGUUACUGUUAACAAUGUGGGGAGCGGGCAAGUUGAGGCCCGUGGACAUGUGCCGAAUGUUGCGUUGCCUGGGUUCGGGUCCUUGGUUACUGGGCCGUGGGGAGCACAGUCCGCUGGAGGGGAUGGGGAGCAGCCGGGGUAUGUUUUCUUUGAGCAUGAUGAUGAUGGGCAUGUUCGGUGGGCGGGGAAUUCUUUUUUUGGGCCUUGGAGGGCUGGGCAGUAUGAUGUUUGUGAAGGGAUGGAUUUUGAUGAUGUGAGACAUGAUGAUGGGUUAUGAUUAUGAUUGUCUUCUUCUUCUUUUUAAUGGUUGCUUGAUUUCUGGGUUGGCUCUUCUUAUUUAGGUUUUGUUUUUAUUUUGGCUCUUGGAUAAGACUUUGGACUUCUGGACAUUCAAGCUGGUGUUGGUGGUCUUGUAUGAAUCGUGUAGCAUAUUGUAUUCUUUGUUUUAUUUUAGUUGGGAGUACAUAUACG